Molecule: messenger RNA, 1231 nt
Organism: Dicrocoelium dendriticum
Lineage: Eukaryota; Metazoa; Platyhelminthes; Trematoda; Plagiorchiida; Dicrocoeliidae
Source: the annotation of a GenBank genome assembly
CAAAAUUGAACAGGACUAUGUUAUUGUAUAAAUAUAAAAUUUAUGGUAAAGUUGUGCUGGCUGAAAGCAAUGGAGUGACCGUAUAUGUUGUACAUCAUAUCCGUAUCCGUAGUUUUGCGUUGUAGCACGAGACCUGAUAUUUGCUGAAUGUGAGAGGAAGAUGCUGGCCGAAGUGGCCUAGCGUACGCAAAAGUUGUCCUGUUUGGGAACCGUGAGUAUCAGGCGUUGUUAACCGGUAAAUGAGUUGAGGGAAUCAGAAGAACAUAGUGAGUGGUUUAAUAAGCGCGUAAGAUAUAAGUUGAGCGAUCUGUUGACAGUGCUAGAGCUUAUCGUUCGAACAUGUACGAGAGCCAGUGAAGUUAUUACGCCGGGUUUGAGGCCAUGAAAAUAAUAACGCAACAUGUUCAGCAAUCGGAUGCUAGACAGCUGGGUGAAGGGGUGAGAUGGAGUGUCAAAUUUGUGACGAGAAUGGGAUUUAUAUACUACAACUGUAGCGACAGUGCGGUUGCAAAGCUAGCCCUAAAGGGACCUCGAAUAGCGGAAAAAGAUAGGGACUUCUACAGUGCAGCAAACAGGUCAAAUAUACGACAGGAAAGGGUGAUACUGGGAGUCGGGUUAGUUAUGUGGAAGAAACUGCUUGCUGACAGGCCUUCAACUUUAAUAAUAGGAGAGAGAAGGGCUUGAAUACUAUAGGUUUAGUUAGAAAAUGGUUGUAGGGCCAGCGCUGAAGGGGACCUAGAAUAUCAGUAUUGUGAGCAGUAGCCGCAAAAGAUGCUACGUGUGCCACUCUGAUGUGGACAUCCACGGUGGAACGUUGAAGUCAAAUAGACUGCUAGUUAUGACUCACUAAUUGGUGAGUUGCUGGCAACCUGAUUAGUUAGUAUACAGGAGCGGCACGCUUUAUUAGGCUCAGCAUAGUCUGAUAGGUGUACAGUGUGGAAUACAAGAGAGAAAACAGACAGCAAUACUUGCGACAUCUGUAGAGAGAAAACGACAGUGGUGCCGGCUCCGGAAUUGACCAAGGGUAAGGAAAUAAUACGGACAGCACCGCCAAUUGCCAAGUUUUCAUCCCAAGAUAUGCGAUGACGAGAGGAGGUGCAGAAAAAGUAUACAAUAGAGUAUGGUUAAACAUAGGAGUGGAUGAGACCCAAAGAAGUUCAAGUGCUCAGCAUCUGGCGCUGGUGGAAUAAGAAAGCCAUCAGUCCAAUAGACGGGGAUGUGAGAAUUAAAA